Octodon degus (degu) is the source of this 431-nucleotide messenger RNA. It is a transcript of the gene Oxt, whose product is annotated as oxytocin/neurophysin I prepropeptide. The transcript is spliced from 3 exons. Gene Ontology annotation, molecular function: neurohypophyseal hormone activity. Bases 19 to 408 code for a protein of 129 amino acids. Gene Ontology annotation, cellular component: extracellular region; secretory granule. The record is from RefSeq and is a predicted model, not a curated record. Lineage: Eukaryota; Metazoa; Chordata; Mammalia; Rodentia; Octodontidae.
GACCCAGGCGCUUGCACCAUGACCGGGCCCAGCCUCACUUGCUGCCUGCUCGGCCUCCUAUCGCUGACCUCGGCCUGCUACAUCCAGAACUGUCCCCUGGGAGGCAAGCGGGCCACGCUGGACCUCGAUGUGCGCAAGUGCCUCCCCUGCGGCCCCGGGGGCCAAGGCCGCUGCUUCGGACCCAGCAUCUGCUGCGCCGACGCCCUGGGCUGCUUCGUGGGCACCGCCGAGGCGCUGCGCUGCCGCGAGGAGAACUUCCUGCCGUCGCCCUGCCAGUCGGGCCGGAAGCCCUGUGCCGGCGGGGGGCGCUGCGCGGCCGACGGGGUCUGCUGCAGUUCGGACGGCUGCCGCACCGACCCCGCCUGCGACGCGGACGCCGACGACGAGGCCGCCUUCUCGGAGCGCUGAGCCCUGAUGGCCCGGACGCCCCA